This is a messenger RNA of Manduca sexta (tobacco hornworm), 912 nucleotides long. RefSeq names its product CLIP domain-containing serine protease B15-like. The record is from RefSeq and is a predicted model, not a curated record. Gene Ontology annotation, biological process: proteolysis. NCBI's taxonomy places the organism in Eukaryota, Metazoa, Arthropoda, Insecta, Lepidoptera, Sphingidae. The transcript is spliced from 4 exons. Gene Ontology annotation, molecular function: serine-type endopeptidase activity. The coding region runs from base 1 to 609 and encodes 202 amino acids.
AUGAUUAUUGAGGGUGGAUGCAAUCGGGAUCCCGCCGCGAUACCAAGGACAUGUGGGGAACUUCAAGAGGACAUCGCCAUACUUUUCCUCAACAAGGCGUUCACGUACAACGAGUUCGUACGACCAGCUUGCCUCAACUUCAAUCCUGAUUAUGACAAAAAUCAGCUGGAGGGAAACAUGGGCAGUAUCGUGGGCUGGGGUCUGACGGGCGAGAACUCCUUGCCGUCUGAGGUGCUUCAAGCCGCUGAGCUCCCGAUCGUUCCCAUCGACAAGUGUAUAGAGGAGAGCCCAGUGAGCUUCAGGAGCGCCAUCACCGGGGACAAGAUCUGCGCCGGAUAUACCAAUGGCACAGCGGUGUGUCACGGCGACAGCGGCGGCGGACUGACCAUACCCGGCAUGGUGAAAUGUGCGAACGUCGAUCCGCCGUGUUUUGAGUUAAAUAUGUUUCUCCACGGCGUGACUUCCACCGCCCCCACUUCAGACAAGUCGUGCAACAUCUACACUUGGGCCACCUUCACCCACCUGCUACGUCACGAGCACUUCGUGAAGGCCCACGUGCCGGAUAUAGAGAAGUCUUGUGUGCCCUUAAAAGUGUAUAAGAAAAAAUAACUUCUACCUGUUUAGUCGCCACCAUUCCGCAAAGAUCAUCAGCCUGAUGCGGAGCAGUUAGACGAAACGCUGAAACGCUAUACCAAGCCGAUCCAAUUUUUAAAGGAAUAGACUUUAAUGUUUAUCAUAAUUUUACCAGGAUCUAAAAGAAUAAUCAUCAAUAUUCUUGCCGCUAGUGUAACCACUGGACAUAUAUGACUUAACAUCUCAUGUCUCAGAAUAGCGAGCGCAAUGGAAUACCAAACAAUACUCUCUAAUUUAAGUUGUUGGAUGGUAUUUCUACUGUUUAUGGGCGGUCGUAUC